Molecule: messenger RNA, 2805 nt
Organism: Babesia sp. Xinjiang
Lineage: Eukaryota; Apicomplexa; Aconoidasida; Piroplasmida; Babesiidae
Exons: 5
Coding region: 1-2805 (934 amino acids)
Molecular function (GO): protein binding; metal ion binding
Source: RefSeq, a predicted model, not a curated record
AUGAGUGAUCCUGAAGCUAGUAAUUCAAAUUCUCCAGCUGCUGCUACCGGCACCGUUGCACCUCCAUUAACGGACGGUACUGAAAGUGUCAACGAAGAACGAUGUUCUUACACGGUAACCUCACCGGUUUCGGCUAAUGUGCACCAGGAAACAAUGGAGGAAAGCGCCACUGCUGCCGUCAAUACGCCAAUAAGGACAGAUAUUUCGGGUGUGUCGCAGUUACCAACUGUCUAUCUUCCCCCAAUACACUACACAUAUGAUAGGGAUACUGGCAAGUUGAUCCAGAUGACCCAAGGCAAUGGCAAAAACAUUGGAAGUGUGCCGAUACCUAGGACUACUGUACUCAACAAUAAUGCAGUGUCGACAUCAGCGACGGUUCCUAACGUAGUGAAGAGUGCACCGCUCAAUACUACCCAUCUAGUCAGCCCGGCGCCUCCUGCAAACCAACCUUAUACGGCACAUACAUCGCAGAUAUCUAGGAACAUAGGAGCCCCCAAUGUACAGCGAAUUGUUCCGGAAUCCGCGCAAACACAGGUAUUAGGGGCCCAGUAUCCCCCCGUGUCUACUAGUGUGACACCGCCGCCACCGACGGUGUCUAUGGGAAUGUCAAAUCCUGUGCAACAGAUGAUGCCAGGAGGUUAUGGAAGUUCCUAUGUUACAUAUAAUAACGUAGGACAACCUAUGGGCGUAUAUGCUGCUCCACCCCAAUGGCAAUCAGCACCUGGGUUCGGUGGUCAGACGACUUUUGAUACCGCUGCUAUGCCAUACCCUAACGUGGCUCCACAACAGGUUGACCCUUACACCGCAAGUCCGACAGAAGGUGCUAGUACUCAGACCUUUGCGAACUCGUUGCUGCGUACCUACAAUGGCGCUGCUAGGGUAUGUCGAAGCUUCGAUGAUAUGUCUGCCGGUGCUAUGGUGAAUGGUGUACAAAGGAUGUUACAUCCCGUUGCUAGUGAUUUUGUAAAAGCAGCGGUGUUCAGGUUCAGACGUCUGGAGGAUGUACCUGUUCUGGCGCCUACACCGAACAGGGUAUCGUAUAGUCUUGUAGCAUAUUUCGACCCUGCCACUGAAAAUUAUGGUGUCUAUCACUCUUCACUACACCAUGCACAUCCCGGUUAUGGGCCUCAGAUUGCCCAAUGUGAUUUGGACGGUGAUGUAGUUAAGAUCCCAUGGCAAGGGGAGCCUUAUGUUUUUGUGAAGAUAGUGGAACAUAUCAACCAGAUGGAAACUGUCGUCGGUCGCCUUAAGCUGCACAUGGAAUCCAUGGUCAGGAACCACCCGUUACGUGUCAAUAUCAUCAGCGACAAGAACUGCCUUAGCGGUAAUGUAAUAUUCGAGUUUAACGUGGGUCAUAUGAGCUAUGAGGAGCUUCGCGAUGCACAGGAUAACGCCCUAAAGGCAGCAACUGAACGGAGAAAGAUGGACUACCAAUACCGUUCGAAUACUGUCCCAGAUUACGACACUUACGUAAAACAGCAUAGGCAAUACCAACGCGACCGUGCCGCUGCGGAGUAUCAGCGACCACAACCCGUUAAUCGGCAGCGUGCCCGUCCACAGACUUUGGGGGAGGUGCAAAUACCCGCGGCACUGAACCAUUUCGUCAGCUCUGUAGAUGUCUGGUACGCUCCCCGCCAGGAAAAUUACCGCUCUCGUGGGCAGGGCACGUCCAAUAAUCGCAAUAACAACAGCUCUACCAGGCGUGGAGGAAAACAAGAAUCGGAAUCAAUGAUAUGCAAACAUCACGCAAUGCAUGAUCAUUGCCGGUAUGGAGGAAAAUGUAUGUACCGACAUACAUUAAAAAGGCUACUUUACUUACCAGAUGUGUGCCCAAAGGGUGUUUGCGCAGUAACAGUAUGCCGUGUUAGCGAUUCAAGACUGGAUCUAUACGCCGUUGGACAGGGUACCAAUAUAAGAAGACUAUCUAUAGCGGGGGACGUUACUGGGGGUGUUUCGCUGGUCGAACAGAACACGUUUACACUCAAUAUACAAGAUGUAUUGAAGAGACCAUAUCAGACACGUACCAGAAGGGCACGUGAUCAGUUCAUCUUCAGCCUAAGAUGUAUCAAUGAUUGCCUAUUCGCUGGGAUCAGGACAGGACAUAUCUCAGUAUUCCAUCUACCAACCGGAACAUCCACACUGAUAUAUGGUCAUGAAGCGCCUGUGAUGGCAAUGAUUCUAGUCGAUUCGGCAGUAUUGAGUGCUUGUGAAGAAGGAAAGAUUUGUAUAUGGAGUUUCGAUAGCAACAGCAACAGUUUCACAUGUCUCAACUCUCUGGAGACCAAAACAACAAUAUCCUGUCUAUUGGAAGUAACAGAUGGAGUGAACCGUUGUCUAUGGGCUGCUGGGAGCGCAAUCACCAUAAUAGAUCUCACUACACUAGCAAUAGUGAAAUCAUGUCCGAUACCAAAUGGCGAUUUUGCAAAGUCUAUGAUGAGAUACGGCCAACAUGUUAUAGUGGCGCUUCAUUCAGGUGAUUGCGCAGUAUUAGAUACAAACCUUACCCUUGUAUACCGGUCAGGAGGGGAUGGAGUGGCGCUAACGGCUAUGGACGGGAUGCAGAGUGAACAAGGAGACUUACUGCUACUGGGCAACAAAUCAGGUCUGCUAAAUUUGUGGCAGAUUCCUGCUUUUAACUUAGAAGGAACGUUGAACUGUGCACCAGAAGGUCCUAGAAAUUAUAAGUGGUCUGGAAUAUCUGCAAUUACAUCGCUGGGCGGUGGGCUAUUCGUUAUCUCAGGCUACGACGGGAACAUGCAUGUCUUCCGUUACGUCGCAAACACAAACUCCACAGCUCCAUCGUGA